Molecule: messenger RNA, 2564 nt
Organism: Dufourea novaeangliae
Lineage: Eukaryota; Metazoa; Arthropoda; Insecta; Hymenoptera; Halictidae
Product: targeting protein for Xklp2-A
Exons: 2
Coding region: 187-2457 (756 amino acids)
Source: RefSeq, a predicted model, not a curated record
UCGAACGGAACGAAUUAUUAAUAACAAGAAACUGUGGAAAUUGAGCAAACUUUAUUUACUGCAUUCGCAGUUCAGUGGUAUGUGUAAAAUCGACUGUGUAUAUUAUUAUGUUUGCAAGUUACUUGGUUUCUAAAAGUCCACAGUAAGGUCUCCUAAAGAAUUUUAAUCGAUCGAUUACAUUUCAAUAUGAUGGACAAUUGUUGUGCUCCACAAUGGGCAGACUUUACGAGCAGCCCACAAUUGCCUUCCGAUAAUUAUUUUGAGCUAGAACACGAGGUACACAGUACUCAGAUAUACUCAAAGACCAACUCAAAAGUUGAUGUACCCAUAUUGUGUAAAGAGGAAAACCUGGAGAAGUCUUCAGUUGAGGAAAGCUAUUUCGAUGACAGCUUAGAAUCUGUUAAAGAAGCAUGUCCCAAUGUAGCAUACUUCAUACCACACGAUAAUAAAAAGCAACCUGCAGAAGGGACGAACAACGACAUUUUGAAAAAGGAAAGGCAAACCUCCAAGUUCAGUAAUCUCUACGACACAUGGAAUGUCUCUGUAACUGACUUAACAUCUGCAUUGAAGUCAACAUCAGAACCACAGAGGCUAACCGCAGCAAGAGAAAGGAUCAGAAAAAGUGCUCGUCUGAGGGAAAUGAAGAGCACCAACUUUCGUAAAUCACCAGCAAAAACUUCUAGACAAACGGCCCCGACAAAGGUAAAGAUUGAACCGACCGAAUAUUCGAAGAUCACCGAAUGCACGGAGGAUCCCGAGACGGACGAGAGAUUAUCCUACAAAGUUGUUAAAACGCAACGAAGACAGUCCGAUCUGUUCAAAGCGAAACGAUCGCAGCCCAAGGUGCUCACAUGUCAAUAUCGCAGGCGAAGUCUGAUGAAGUACCACAGGCGUUCGAAUCAGUUCGUAAGUAUGGCUGAGGCAAUCUCCAAGUUUCAGAACGGUACACCUCAACGGUUUCGUACAACCAGCAACAAAACCAUGAAGCCUGGCCCAUUGAUAAAAUUGAAACGAUCACCGUUGAAGUUGACCGUCGCGGUGUCGCCUGCGUUGAGGUGCAAGCAGAGAGUCAGGCACACGAAUGUAAUGACCAAAGAAGAACGUGAGGCCAUGGAACUGCAGGAAAUGAGGAAGCAUCAGAUAAAAGCAAAUCCAGUACCGGUUAACAUUUUGAAGGGACCGUCCUUGCUGAAGAAAGUCGCCAAGAAACCCUCCACCGUCACGGAGGAGUUUAAGCUGUCGAAGCCGAAGAAAACACGGCACACGAUGGUUCCAGGAAUAAACGAACCGGAUGAUAAGAAACAUACUCAUAAAAGCACCGUACAGCUCAGCCGUUCCGUCAGCGCCUCGAACGUGACCCAGAAAACCGGUAAGGAACAAGCUCGUAAGAGCACUGUGUCCUUGAAUCGUUCCACCAGUGCAUCCACUGUUAAAAAAGAGUUUAAAGACCAGGGUCAUAGGAACACGGUACCGAUCGAUCGUUCCAUUAGUGCCUCGAGUGUCGCUAGAAAAGAGCACAAAGAACAGAAUCGUCAUGGUAGCACGUCGAUCAGCCGUUCCACGAGUGCCUCUAGUAUCUCCAAGAAAGAGGACGUUAAACAGUCCACGGAUACUGCAUCGAGACCCACGAAAAGCAUUCUACCGUUCUGUUUCGAGGCACGCAACAAAGAAUUCCAGUCGAAGAGGGUGGAGAAACUGAAGAGCUUGCAGGUCCAGGAAUACAGUAAACUAAAGACGGAGUUUCACGCGAGACCGAUACCGAAAUUCACCAAGCCACUGAAUCCGGUCAAGGAACCGAUUAUAAAGAAACGAACGGUGGCACCGUGUCCCUUCAGCUUCGCUGAACGGGACAAGAGUCUUGCUAAGAAGAAGGAAGAGCUGGUCAAGCAAAUGCAGGAGAAUAGUAAAAAGGUGAGGGUGUUUCACGCCAGUCCAGCGCCGACUUUCAAGCCGGUGGUGGUGCACGGUUUGUCCAAAGAGAAGAACGUCACGAAGAAAAUGACAAACAGUGCCGAUCAAGAGAACAAACAACCGAAUAUAAUCGUCGUUAAUGAUACUAAUAAGAAGGAAACGAAACAGCAAAUUGUAAACGACGAGAAACAUAUGAAAUCGGUUGAAAGUACGGAUAAUGUGAACGACAACGAGAAACAGACCAUUAAUCAAAGGAAAUCCGUUGUAUUUGAAUUGAAUACCGAUAAGAGAGCAAAGGAACGAUGCGAGUUCGAUGAAAAACUGAAGAAACGGGAGCAAGAGCUGGAAGCGAAACGACGGGAAGAGGAGAAAAAACGAUUAUUAAAAGAAAAAUUCGAAAGAGCGGAACUACGAAAACUGACGGAAGUGAAGGCGACACCGAUGCCAGUCUACAAACCUGUGGUCGUAUUAAAAUCCACUAAGCCACCGACCAGCCCGAAAGAUCCGAAGUGGGCGCAUGCGAGCAAAUUGAAAAGCACAUCGUAACUUUUCAAUCUAUUUCCCUGUACAGUUUCAAAUUGCACUGAAUACUAUUGCCAGCAUAUUUUUAUACCAGAACAUAUUAUGUGUUAGACGAUACUUCGUUAAGGAUA